Fonticula alba is the source of this 1506-nucleotide messenger RNA. RefSeq lists its product as hypothetical. The transcript has 5 exons. The record is from RefSeq and is a predicted model, not a curated record. Lineage: Eukaryota; Rotosphaerida; Fonticulaceae. Bases 32 to 997 code for a protein of 321 amino acids.
UGAACGCGAGGCGAAGGCAUUUGCCAGAUGGAUGCAUAUAAGAGACGCCUUGGCUUGGCCGUGGGUGCAAUCCGUGAACCAGAACUCCCUCUCGCGCUGUUCCCCCAUUUCCGCCUGCCUCUUGUACUUGAGGCUUUUCCUUGAUUGCCCACACAUGCAGCCCUACCCAAACAGCCCACAGGGGCCUGGAGUCUUCGUGUCACCGGCUCCGGCCGCUCCGGCCGACCCCUCAUGGAGCCAGCCGGCGUACCCUCCCAGUGGCAGCGGCGUACCUCCGAGCGUCGUGGCUGCUCCGACCGGGGCAACGCCCCCGCCGGGGCCAGGCUACCCACCGGUCAGCCCCUUGGCCAUGGGUAGCCAGCCAGCGCCACAUGCUGCGCCCUACCCUCCGGGCUACCAUCCGCAGCAGGGCGAGGCCUAUGCCCUUGGCCCGGUGUAUGUCGGAGCGCCUCCCGUGCAUGAUCUUCAGGCGGAUUCGGUCCCAUCGUCGGGGCCCGAUCCGAAGGCCUACCUGCCCUACUAUGAAACGCCCCAAAAGCGCCCCACCGGCCUGAACAAGGCCUCCUGGGUGGUACCUGUCAUUCUGGCGAGCAUCAUUUUCGUCGGCGGCCUGGGCGUUUUCUUCUUCGGAGUCGCAACGGUCAGGGAAAACGUGUUCAUGGUUGGUGUCGGCCUGGGCAUCAUGGCGAUGGGCCUCGCCAUGGGACUGGGCUUCUUCUUCCUGUUCAGGAAGAUGAACCGUCAGUUUGAGCGUCGACUCGCCUUCGACGCCCAGGCGGCGGACAUCAUCCGCGCCGGUGGCAAGCCCGAUCUGGCGCCCUAUGUUUUGGUGUGCAAGUUCUGUCGCGCGAUUCGCCGUAAUAAGCGCAUCGUCUCUGUGGUGUGCGACCGCCCGCCUCAUGUCCUAGUCCCGCCGACUCUCGCGUGUAUCGACAGCGUCACUGCCUCGCAGAGAGAAGACUUGAUUAUGCAGCUUCGGCAUGGCAACCAUCGGUGAGGGGGUUGCUCUACUCCUCGGCGUGCGAAGCCUGGGAGCAUGCCGCGGGACAGUGGCCCGGCUGUCGACCCUAUUGGCUGCUCCGGGCUCCAGGGGGCAGUUUUCGUGCCCACCAGUCGCCGGCCGCUCUUCCCUCUUGUCCCGGCUAUCGGGCCGCAUGGAAGGUAAUUUGCUUCGUGGAUAAGCCGGCCAGGCAAUGGCGCGCAUGUUGUACGUGUGUGUGCAUGUCCUUCCGAGCCCGUCGGCGCGCCACCACUGGGCCGUCGAGCGAUCCCACGGCCGAGCUCCUUCGGUAGUGGGAGGCCCUCCGUCGCAGGGGACGAUUGCUUCCCCCCUUGCCCGACGGCGAACGACUCUUGCUCAUUCUUGCGCGAGCCCCAGGGCUUUUUUUUUGGGACAUGGACCUCCCAAGCGGCUCGGCUGGAUGCGAGCAAUGUGUCUUCGCACAUCUGUUCACCCAUUUAGAGGAAUACAUUUAAUUGGGUGCCAUGGUUCCCCCCCCCCCUGCC